CGACUCCUAAAACAAAUGUAAUUUAUCGUUUUCUAAUACUGUGGAGGUAUAAAAAUUGAAAUCUUCUUUCCAAGCAAAUGAGGACUAAAGAUAUACCUUGAAUUCCCAGAUACCUACUAUUAAAAGCAACUUGGUACACUUUAAAGGUUUAUGCAAAAUGCAUAGUUGAUAUGAGAUUCUUCUGAAAUUUUAGGUAUCGAUGACCUGGUCUGUAUGAAAGAAGAACGCUGCGGUCGUCUUUGAACAACUAACCGAGCUAAAUUCCAGACUUUAUAUUCACAAAGUACAUGUGUAUUUGGAUUUAAAAACGCGUUACGGGUCAACUUGAAAUCGGAGCUUUAAACUUUCACUAACAUGAUCCCAACACCUGGGCAAAAUCCUUGGGGCACUCCAGGUUCAGGAGGAAAUGCAUUUCUACAAAGCAACAAACCCCUCAUAGCUGAUUUAGCGCUUGCUGCUCUUAAAGAACGUGGUGAGGUGAAGAAGAAAAAGCUUUGUCCUCAAUUUCGAACAGAUCGUUCAUUAUGUUUGAUGACAAAGAAGAAUCCUCUUAGAAGAGUUUGUAUAUGUAUAGUGGAUGCACGACCAUUUGAAUAUUUUAUAUUGGCAACGAUAUUAUGUAACUGUUUGGCACUGGCAUUCAAUCAUCCUUAUCCUGGAGAAGAUUCGAAUGCCGUAAAUCAGGUUUUGGAAAAAAUUGAACUUGCAUUUGUCAUAAUUUUUACAACUGAAUCCGCUUUAAAAAUUAUUGCCUAUGGAUUUGUCCUUCAUCAAGAUGCUUAUUUAAGGAAUUUUUGGAAUGUUCUAGAUUUCAGUAUAGUCUUAAUUGGUUUAUCAUCAAAAGCAUUGGAAAAUAUGAAUAUCGAUGUAAAAGCCCUUCGAGCAUUUCGAGUGUUACGACCGUUGAGACUACUUUCUGGUUUACCUAGCCUUCAGGUUGUGCUCAACUCUAUCAUUACCGCCAUGGUUCCAUUGUUGCAUAUUGCACUGCUUGUAAUUUUUGUCAUUAUUGUUUAUGCAAUUGUUGGCCUUGAAUUAUUUCAGAGCAAAUUACACCUAACCUGUUAUAAAAAUUCAACACAUAAAAUUCCUGAGAUGAUGCCGAAUCCUCGACCAUGUACAUUUGAAACAUCAUCAAUGGGAUUUAAAUGCAGUGAACUUGGGCCAGAUUAUUUUUGUGCAGAUAUGUAUGGCAAAGAAGGAGAACGAUACACUGGUCCUGAAGGUGGUAUCGUUAGCUUUGAUAAUUUUCUAUAUUCUAUGCUUACUGUUUUCGUGUGUAUUACAAUGGAAGGUUGGACUAGUACUGGGUAUUAUGUGUCUGAUGCUAUUGGUUCCUGGUGGCCUUGGAUUUAUUUUGUAACCCUUAUUCUACUUGGUUCAUUUUUCGUUAUGAAUCUUGUUCUUGGUGUACUAAGCGGUGAAUUCAGUAAGGAAAAAGAAAAAAUAGAUCGUACCUUAUUGUUUCGUAAAGAAAGACAAGAAAAACGUGAACAACAAGAUUAUAUGGGUUAUAAAGAAUGGAUUGAAUUAGCUGAGGAACUAAGUGAUUCUGAAGGUGAUGAUAAAGAAAGUCAAGAUAUAGAAUCAGUUGAUGGUGGUGAUGGGCUAAUUGAAGAGGAACCCGAGAUGCAUGUUGAGGAGGUAGUUAAAACACACUGUCAUAGCACACUUCGCCGUUUAAGAAAAUUCCGUAAACGAACACGACGAGCUGUGAUUGCUUUUAUCAACAGCCGCCAAUGUUUUGCAUUAGUUAUUAUCUUGGUUUUUCUUAACACAGUAGUCUUAACCACUGAACAUCACAAUCAACCAGAAUGGUUAGACGAAUUCCAAGAUUUUGCUAAUGUUGUAUUUGUGAUGCUAUUCACAAUGGAAAUGUUAAUUAAAAUGGGGGCAUCUGGUUUCUCAGAUUAUAUUUCAAAACUGUUCAAUCGCUUCGACUUUUUUGUAGUUAUAUUUUCUAUAUUGGAAUUGAUUUUUGUGAAAUCUGGUUUACUCAAUCCGAUGGGUGUUUCUGUGUUACGCUGUGCAAGACUUCUCAGGAUAUUUAAAUUGACUCAGUACUGGGAAAGUUUGCGAAGUUUAGUAGGGAAAUUAUUGAAAUCUGUUCGAUCAGUUGCUAGUCUACUACUUCUAUUAUCUAUAUUCAUUCUUAUUUGCUCUUUACUUGGUAUGCAAUUAUUCGGUGGUCGAUUCAAUUUUAUAGCACAUGAAAAACCUCGUGCUAAUUUUGAUGGAAUUUUGCAAGCUAUGCUUACCGUAUUUCAGAUACUAACUGGUGAAGAUUGGAAUGAAGUUAUGUAUCAUGGAAUGAGAGCAUAUGAAAAUAGUCCUUGGUAUGGAGUUGUAGUUAUCUACUUCAUAUUUCUUUUCAUAUGUGGCAAUUAUAUUUUAUUGAACGUGUUCUUGGCUAUUGCUGUCGAUAAUUUAAACGAAGAUGAAGAUGAAGAGGAAGAAGGAAAUGGUGAUGCACUAAAAAAACAAAAUGACACACCAGAACUUACAGAGACUGUUGAACAAACUGCACCACCUCCAGAACAGCGAGAAAAUGAAUUAAAUUCAGUAAUGAAAAUUAAACAAUAUGAAAGAACAGAUAAUGAAGAUCAAACAUAUGAAGAAAUGUUUGCUGAAGAUGAAGAUGUUGAGGAAGAAGGAGAUUUAAAUGGUAAAGAUGGGGACGAUCAGAAAGAUAUGUCACCACAAGAUAGUCGAACAAUGCCACCUCAUUCAGCAUUCUUUAUAUUUGCUGAUACGAACAAAUUUCGUAUAUUUUGUCAUAAUGUGGUCUGUUUCUCCCAUUUUGGAAAUAUUGUAUUGGUUUGUAUUUUGGUAAGCAGUAUUUUACUUGCUGCCGAAGAUCCAUUACAUGCAAACUCUCCAAGAAAUCGAAUUCUGAACAUGUUUGAUUACUUUUUCACUAGCGUUUUCACUGUGGAAAUCACUUUGAAAAUGAUUUCUUAUGGAUUUGUACUUCAUGAAGGAGCAUUUUGUCGUAGUGUAUUCAAUUUACUUGAUCUUAUUGUUGUCUGCGUAGCAUUAGUUUCAUUCGUGUUACAGAAUCAAACAAUUUCCGCAGUAAAAAUCUUAAGAGUUCUUCGGGUGCUUCGACCUUUAAGAGCUAUUAAUCGAGCCAAAGGGUUAAAACAUGUUGUCCAGUGUAUGAUUAUUGCCAUUAAAAGUAUUGGUAACAUCGUACUCGUCACAUUCUUAUUAGAAUUCAUGUUUGCAGUUAUUGGUGUACAGUUAUUCAAGGGUAAAUUUUACUCAUGUACAGAUAUAUCAAAACAUGUUGAAGAAGAUUGCAAAGGUCAAUUUAUUGAAUAUAAAGAUAUGAGUUUAGACGAUCCUAUUCUUAGUGAAAGAGAAUGGAAAAAUGCUGAUUUCAAUUUUGAUAAUGUUCCAAAUGCUUUAUUAACUCUAUUUGCUGUUUCUACUUUUGAAGGCUGGCCAAGUUUAUUAUACCGAUCUAUUGAUUCGAACGCAGAAGAUCAUGGACCAAUAACAAAUUAUAGACCAAUAGUCGCAUUUUUCUACAUUACAUUUAUUAUUCUCAUUCCAUUCUUCAUGAUUAAUAUAUUCGUUGGUUUCGUUAUUGUGACAUUUCAAAAAGAGGGUGAAGCAGAAUAUAAAAAUUGUGAAUUAAAUAAAAAUCAACGUAAAUGUAUAGAAUAUGCCUUGAAAGCUAGACCACGUCGACGUUACAUUCCUAAAGGGCAUUUACAGUUUAAGAUUUGGUCUGUAGUUGUAUCAAAAAGGUUUGAAAUAUUAAUCUUCAUAUUCAUAUUUAUAAACACUGUGGCACUGAUGUUGAAAUAUGAUAAACAAGGUAAACUUGAAGCAAGAAUAUUAGAUUCAUUCAAUUAUUUUUUUACUGCUGUAUUUACAGUAGAAUUUAUACUUCGUUUAUCAGCAUUCAGUUUUCGGCAUUAUUUUAGUGAUAUUUGGAAUGUGAUCGAUUUUGUCUUGGUCCUUGGUAGUUAUAUAGAUAUCAUUGUGACACAGUCUGAUAUAAGUCAGGUCAAAUUCAGUGUAAAUUUUUUCCGUCUAUUUCGUGUUAUGAGAUUGAUUAAAUUGUUAAGCAAAGAAGAAUCUAUACGUCAAUUAUUGUGGACAUUUAUCAAAUCUAUACAAGCAUUACCAUAUGUUGCAUUAUUAAUUGCAAUGAUAUUUUUUAUUUAUGCCGUAAUUGGUAUGCAACUAUUUGGACAAAUUUCCAUUGAAGAAAACCCAUUAGAAGAAGAGGAAUGGCCUACUUUACACAGAAAUAAUAAUUUUCAAAAUUUUUUCUAUGCUCUUUUAGUAUUAUUUCGAUGUGCAACUGGUGAAUCAUGGCAGGAUAUAAUGAUGGCAUGUAGAGAAGGUCAAAAGUGUUCAAAAGAUUCUGAUGAAACAGAAGUCAAUGGAUGCGGAUCAAAAUUAGCCUAUGCCUACUUUAUUAGUUUUCAUGCAAUCAGUGCAUUUUUAGUUAUCAAUCUGUUUGUAGCUGUUAUAAUGGAUAACUUUGACUAUCUUACACGUGAUUGGUCAAUUCUCGGACCACAUCAUCUGGAUGAAUUUAUAACAAAAUGGGCAGAUUAUGAUCCAGAAGCAAAAGGAAGGGUUCGACAUCUGGAUGUUGUUACUAUGCUUGGAAAAAUAAGUCCACCACUUGGUUUUGGCAGCAUGUGCCCACAUACCAGAGCAUGUCAUAAACUGGUCAGAAUGAAUAUGCCUCUGAAUAGUGAUGGAACUGUAUUUUUCAACGCUACUCUUUUUGCUUUAGUGCGUAGAAAUCUCAAAAUUAAAAUUCCUGGAGCUGAAAUUGGCGAAAAAGAAAAAUCGUUAGAUCAGUUGAAUGAAGAAUUACGUAUAGUGAUUAAACGUAUCUGGAAACGUACUAGUCCGAAAUUAUUAGAUCAAAUCAUACCACCGAAAGGUAGUGAUGUUGUCACAGUAGGCAAAUUCUAUGCCACAUUUCUUAUUCAAAAUUGGUUUCGUGAAUGGCAGAAACGUAAAAUGAUACAAAAAGAUACACGAUAUAUUCCACAAAUAAUGGCCGGUGACCGUGCAAUGCCACAUCAACCUACAAUAAUUGGAUUUCCCAGGCGUUGUUCUUCAGAUCUCACUGGUGAUGAGAUUCAGCGCAGACGUGGCGUGGAUAAGCGUGAUACGUCAGGUGGAAUUUUUGGCCGAACUUUAAGUGAAUGGACUAGACGUAGAAGUAGUAAACGUCCUUCGGGUCGUCGAGACAUUAAUACUCAGCAAGUUAACGGAAUGUAUGAUAUUGCAGGAAAUAAUUUAAAGAAUGGGAUGGGAAUAUGGAAUGACAUGUUUUUAAAUGCACAAGCAGGUAAAACUGCUCACCCAGCUGUUGUUGCACUUAUGGAAAAAGAGAGAAAAGACGUUGAAGCUAGCAUGCCAUUAAUUAUAUCAUCAUCUAUUCAAAAGAAAUUAAAACAUUCAAAUAGUCAAUCACUUGUACACAAUCAAUCCUAUAAUAAAUCAACAAAUCAUUAUUUACAAUCUAUUCAAAAUACUCAUCAGAAUACAAUGAAUUCAAUAAAUAAUAAUAAAUAUAUUCUAAAAAAGCGAAUUCAUUCAAAUCAUUCCAUAUGUGAUGAUGAUGAUGAUGAUGAUAAACAUAGACCAUUGAAAAAAAUUAUUUUAAAGCCUAAAUAUCAAUUAAUAUCAAAAGAAAUUAAACAAAAUUCUACAAAUCCAAAAUUAUCAUUCUGUCAAUAUUCAAUAAACAAUAAUAAUAAUAAUAAUAAUGUUGAAUUCCAAAUGCAAAAUACCAAUUUUAUUAGUAAUAAUAAUUACAAAAUUAAUUCACAUCCAUCUUAUCAAUGGGAUUCAAGUUUAUUUUGUUCUGGUCAUAUGUUUACACCAGAAAAAUUAGAUUAUUUACUUAGAGCCAAUAGUUUCCUACAAAAUAUGGCAAACAUAAAUCAUGUGAUCGAUGUACAUAAUGAUUCUUCAAAAGCAAAUUAUGAUCCAGAAUCUGGCAAACUGAUUAAUUUGGCCGGUAAUAUGUUAGGAUUUUUAAACUCAGGAAAUUAUCGUUCAUCUGAUUCAACUCAACAUAAAGAUAUGACAACAAGUAAUACGCCAUCAGUUGAAGAUUUGAAUACAGCUCGUAAAAUAUUUGUAGCUGCAAGACGUGAAUCCCUUUUAUCAAAUAAAAAAGAAACAUAUUUCUAGUUACCAUAGAAUACAAUUUCAUAGUUAUGAAUCAUAUUUAUUAUCAAGAAUGAUAUUCAUAUUUCAAUAAAUAUACUGUCUCCAGUUGAUGCAUUUUUUUAGGUUUUACAAAAAAUAAUAACAGUUUAUUGUCUUUCACAGUGUAAUUUAUACACUUCAAUAAUUUCAUUAAAUACAUAUACAUAUACGACAAUUUUCAAUACACAAACUUUAAUUUCAAACAAAAUCAACAAUUAGUUCGUAAUAUAAAAUUAGUGUAUUUAUAAAAAUAAAUAAUUUCAGUCUAUUCAACCUUUUUAUUCAUUGUUUCUUUUCUAUAACGAAUGAUAAAUGAACUAGGCUCAGCCUUACACAUACACAUACUCUUUUUUUCCUACCCUACUCAAUGACUUCACUUCUUCUUCUUCUUCUUCUUCUUACCUGUUUUCAUAUGCAUAUAUAGUCUAAAGUAUUCAUAUUCUUCUAGUUUGUUGAUCAAAAUAAGAAGAAACAAGUAAACACAUUUUAAUUUCAUGUUAUUUGUAUGUAGUUUUAAUUUAUAGUUUAUUUGAUUAUGUUUUAUGCUUAUUUAUUCUUUCACUAUGUACAGUUAUCUUUUGAGUAUUCUUAUAUUACAGAAAAGUAAUUUAUGUAAACCAUCUUAUAUUUGAAGUUAAUCUAAUACUAUUUAUAAAUUUAACUUUAUUCUUCAUUGAUUUUUCAUUAAUUUUGCAAAUAUUAUGGUUAAUUCUUGUUUAUAUAAUAAGUAAGUACAUUCAUUAAAAUUACAUACACAUGAUCCACUUUCUACUUACUUACUUACUUAUAUACUUACCUUGCAGGUUUAUUUUUUUGUAGAAAUAAUCAUUCAUUUUCAUUGUUUUCUUUUUGUCUUCUUUUUAUUCCGUCUAAUAGUUAGUUACUGGUGUGAAUGAAUUAAUCAUUCAUGAAAACAAUGUUGACUGUUUUAUGUGUCAAAUUGAUGAUUGACUAUUUUCUAUGAAUGUCUAUGUAUGUUAUGUAAUUCAUUUUAUUCUCUUUUUCAUAUGUUUUUAGCAAUUAAAUAAACUAUUCAUGUAUGUUAGAAAUAAUUUUAUAUUGUUGAUAAUUACCUUAUACUUUUUCAUCCAUUCAUUUCAGAAAUUAAUAAUAGGGCUAUCAAAGAUUUCUUUCGUUUACUUCUUUAUAGUAAAUCGUCUAAUUCAUAUAACUUUUGAACAGUUCAGAGUUCUGAUUUAUGUCAUUAUUGAACAUUAAAUUGUUUAUCAGUGAUUCUUUGUCAAGUUUAAUUAUAUGAUCUUGAAGUAUUUCAAAUAAAUAUUACAAUACUCAAUAGAUUCGAACAAUUUCAGUGAUCAGAAUUUCUACUAAGACUGAAUUCAAGAAGUAUAAUGAGGUUUAUAAGUACUUAGUGUUGGGGAAAUAAUAUUUCAAGGAAUACAAAAGUGGUG
Molecule: messenger RNA, 7610 nt
Organism: Schistosoma guineensis
Lineage: Eukaryota; Metazoa; Platyhelminthes; Trematoda; Strigeidida; Schistosomatidae
Source: the annotation of a GenBank genome assembly